Molecule: messenger RNA, 4702 nt
Organism: Aricia agestis (brown argus)
Lineage: Eukaryota; Metazoa; Arthropoda; Insecta; Lepidoptera; Lycaenidae
Gene: wech
Product: protein wech
Exons: 3
Coding region: 349-2613 (754 amino acids)
Biological process (GO): protein polyubiquitination; proteasome-mediated ubiquitin-dependent protein catabolic process
Molecular function (GO): zinc ion binding; protein binding; ubiquitin protein ligase activity
Source: RefSeq, a predicted model, not a curated record
UCACCGCUGUAAUGAUUACAAUAUCUUUGUUGUUUACGAUAAAAAUAAUCAAUGAAAAUUCUGCAAAAUCAUAAUAAACGAUUUGCAAAGCGUAGGUGGUGCAUAAUGUGCAAUAAAACAGAAGAAGGAAAAAAGCAGAUUGUAAAAAUAGACUACAAAUAAACAGUAGUUGAAGUGGUAGUGUAAAUAUUUUUGUGGAUUUUUGCAUGAAAUCAUUGGAUAAUUGACUUUGUGAUGUGCAUAAUCAUAAUUUCUAAGUGACUGGAUAAAGAACCCAUCGUUAUAACAGCUUUUUGGAAAGAAAUUGAGAAGAAAGAAGGAACUAAUGCUGUAAGCACGUGCCCAACAAUGACGUCAUUCGCAAACCUGUCGCGCACGGCCAGCAGCGUGCCGUCCACGUCGGCGGCGGCGUUCGGCGCCAACGGCUCCCCCGAGCGAGACAGCGAUCUAUCGCUGUUGCAGCUCCAGAACAUGAGCCGCCUCAGCCUGCACUCCGGGGACUCGUCCAACUCCAUACCCUCCAUGCUCUUCGAGCCUUUCGGCCUGCCGUCCACCAGCAGUUCGGUCCAGAACGCCACCGUCAGCACCUCCGACUGCAACGGCGCCUCCAACGACAACAACGAGAACCACACCGAAGCAUCCAGUGAGUCUAUUCGAACUUCCCCCUCCCUAUCUAUAACGUGCAGCCGCUGCGAGCUCCUCACGCCUACCAUCCGCUGCGUGGAGUGCAACGACAUGUACUGUCACGACUGCUGCUACAAGCACCAGUCCGACUGCCAGAUGUUCAACCACACCCUGUGGCCGAUCCAUCAGAUAUUCUCGUCCUACUCUAACGAGCGCGACCAGAUGUACUGCGAGGUCCACUCGAUGGCGGCCACGUUCUGCUGCACAUCAUGCACGGAGCUGAUCUGCCACGAGUGCACGUCCUACUUCCACAAGGACCACUGCUACUCCCCUCUCAACGGGAACAUAGACAACCGCGUCCUGUACGACAUGAAGUCGCUGUUCCAAGCUAGCAAGACCAACACGAAAGCCAUCAAAUCGGCAAUAGACAAGGCUAUCGCGAUGACCAAGGCUUACGAGAAGGAAACAAACGAGGCCAACAUGAAAAUAAAGAGUGCAAUGCAGUACUUUGUGACGGCGAUAUACAACCGAGAGAAGUAUUUACUGAGCCAGGUGGAGCAGAUGCGCCAGACUAAGAUGAACCAGCUGUCCGAGUACAUGGACACGCUUCGUGGGAUCCUCGCAGGUUUGUCACAUACAAAUGAGACUUUAGUGCGAAGCAUUACAUCUCAGGGAAUCGACGUGAAUGCCGCCAACGAGAGAGGUAAACAAGAAAUCGAAUCUUUCUCCACAACAUUUCGUCGUUUUUGGGUAAACGAAGAAAGGAUCGUUUUCAUACCUCCCAAUAAAGAUCUAGCUUAUCAGAUAAGCAGACAGUGUAGUGUCCAAUCUGUGCUGGUGAAUCCCAUGCGCUCUUUGAGUACUUCAGUCAGCGACCCUCCGCGCCAGCUGACACCGCGCCCGCCUCGAUCUGAAAGUACGUUCUCACAGUGCACAUCUUCCACUUCUUCGCUCAGCAUAAUACAACCUCCAAGAUCUACGCGCACUGUAUCACCUACUCUGUCACCACUGGACCUUAAUUUUGCACGUGGAAUCGGACAAGCUAUACCAGGGUACAAUCAAGUUGUCUCGAUUAAACUUCCUCGUAGUAGCGUCUCCGGUUCCCCCAUGUUUUCCUUCGGCCCCGAGGGCCCAGGGGAGGGUCAAGUUUCCCGGCCGUGGGGCCUGUGUAUCGACAAGGAUGGAAAUUUUAUCGUGGCAGAUAGAAGAAAUAACCGGAUUCAAAUAUUCAAUAGACAGGGAGAUUUCAGGGGAAUGUUCGGCACUAAAGGAAACGGACCCGGAGAAUUCGAGCUGCCUGCCGGUAUCACCACGGAUCCAUACGGCAGGAUCAUAGUCGUCGACAAAGAUAACCACCGAGUCCAAAUAUUCACAGCCUCCGGCAGAUUCCUUCUCAAGUUUGGAUCGUUCGGACGAGACAGUGGACAGUUCCAGUACCCUUGGGAUGUUGCGGUCAACUCGCUGGGGAACAUCGCAGUCACCGAUACUAGAAAUCACAGAAUCCAGUUGUUCUCCAGCGACGGAGCGUUCCUCACCAAGUUCGUGUUCGAAGGAUUCAACCCGGCGCGGCUGCUAAAGGGGCCGACCACCCCGCGAGGCAUCUGCUUCACUACCACCGGCAACAUCGUCGUGUCCGACUUCGAGAACCAUCGACUGCUCGUAGUAGACCCUACUCUCUCCAGAAUUAUAUACUGCUUCGGACGCGAGGGCUCCAGCCUCGGCGAGUUCAACAGACCCUCGGGAAUGAUAUGCGACGACAACGGAAACUUGAUCGUGGCCGACUCCAAGAACCACAGACUCCUGGUCCUGAACGCGGAGCUGAGGAUCAUGCUCUCGGUGAACCUCAAGAGCCCCGGACUGGAUGACAAGGACCGCCCGUGCGACGUGGCCCUCACCCCCGAGGGCUACCUGGUGGUCCUCUUCGAGACCCUCCCCGACAACGCCCGUGACUUCUACUAUCACCGCAAACUCUACAUUAAGGUAUAUUAAGUUUAUGAAGAUAUUUUAAACAUUAUGGACGCCGAGUCCACAUUUAUUAUAGUUUUAUAAGUUGACAUUUUAAUGAACGGAAAUGAAAUCAGCUAUGGUUUGCUCGGUGUGGCAAUAAUUUUAUAGAGGUUAUUUUUUUAAAGUUAUUUGUUCGGUUUUUAGAUCAAUUUUUUGAUAAAUUCUAUAUAGAUAUGCUAGCCGCUGCCAAGCAGGGGUAGUCGAGAUGUUGCUGAAAGUUUAGAAUCUGACAUCGUUUACAUUGAAUUCUGACGUAUUUUUUGCCUUAAAAUUAGCAGAAUUUUUAUUUUUAGCGUAACGAAUACGAAACACUCCUAGGAUAGUUAAUUUUACGCGUAGGAUCCUUCUACUUUAGGUCCCAAAUUUCUGUCUGAUUUUUGACUACGUAGCUACAUAAGUUUUUACUUAGAUUGGAAAUAUUACAUUUACAAAAUUUUGACUAUUUCGAAAUCUAUCGACUGACUCUAUUUAAUUAUUAGAAUUUAUACCGCUGUGUUCAAUGACUAUGUGUUCACUAUUUAGGUUUAAUAUUAACGUUAUAUUAGGUCGUGCUUGUCUCGUUUUGUGGGCGCCACACGUUCGGAAGACUGCAUCUAUUUAGAUUUCGCUUUUAUCUUUCGUAGAGCCUUCAAGCUUCUUAGCCCUGUUCGACGCGGGGGCGAGGUCUAGUGUAGGAGGCAUCGGGGCAAUACGCAUUUCUAUUUAGAAUAUUCUUAAAUACAUUAUCUUAUUAUAAUUAGGAAAUUUUAUAUAUUUGGUACGUACUUAGCGCACGUUAGGACUAGGGAAUUAGAGGGCGCGCUUGUAACCUUCGACCGAGUAAAGUCUGAGCUAACGAAAGUAUUACGUAAGGUUUAAAAUAUAGUUCCAAGACUGAAGGAUAAGAUUCUCGUGCGUCGUUCGUAGGGGAGCUAGGCUUUGACGAAUUCGACGAAAACCGAUGCGUCACAUAGCGUGCAUCUAUUUAUGAGAAAAAAUUAAAUUAAAUUAUAUUUUCUUUUGCAUUGUGCCAUUUAAAUUAAAUUAUUACUUUAUUGAUUUCGAGUCGAGAGUCAAAUAUUAUUAUCUAUGUUUAUUUUUUUUUAACUCCAAAGUUUCGUUUUUGUGAUUUUGCCAAGCAAUUUCGCGCCCAAUCGACGGGGGAGCGUCAGUCGCACCUCAAGACUUAAAACAAUGGACCGGAGGUCGAAUCGAGACUGGGGAGGGGUAAUGUUAGAUGUAAAUAAUGUAACCUGGUGUAACCGUGUAGCGGCCGGCCAACGCCGGCGCCGUAUUUGAUGCGAUCAGUUGCGUUAUGUUUUAUUUUAGAUUUAUUUUGUUACGAUAUAAUUUCUUCCGCUGAGUGCGGGCCGGGGGCUCCGAGCCGCGCCGGGCCGCAGCCGACUGUUAGUCUCUUAGCUAUCACAGACGGUCCACUCUAAGUGGUCGACGAUAAAGUCAAGAUAUAUUUAGACGACUAUGUGAAAAGCUGCCAGCUGCUGGCAGUAAAAUGUACGUUUGUGAUAAACCUGGGAAUAUUUGGAUUGUGAUGGGUAGUAUAGUGACGUCGAGCGUGGACGCCGAGACCACCGGCAUUCGUUGUCGCCUAACGAGAGAUCGUAGAGUAGGUAGCGCUCGUGCUGUACGUGUGUAGUCGUAGGUUAGUGCAAAUUCGUUGUAGGUUUUGGAUAUGUACCUCCAGCCGCGGCUUAGUGAAUUAGGUAGCGAUACUUCACGUACUAACAUGUUCUAAACGUUUAGCUUCGAUUGUAUCCAAAAUAUAUGAUGAAAAUUUAGUCUAGCUAAUGUAUAAGAUAAACAGUAUUUUUGUAAGUUAGUUAAGGAUCCCAGCCAAUGUUGAUUCGUCCAUGGUUUAAAUUUAAAAAGUUUGCAAGCUGAAAUGUUGUGGUCUUUGUAGCAGUUGUACCAUGAUUUAAAAUUGCUAUUCAAUUUAGAUUAUAUUAUUAUGAUAUGUAUUAAUUUGUGAUUUAUUAGAAUUUACUGACAAGAACUAUGUGACUCAUAGUUUUAAAAAUUUAAGUAAUGUUUUUGAAAAUAAAGUUUGUGACAACCCUAAAGGUUCUAAAAUUUG